AUGGCCAUAUGCUCACUUUUCCUUAGUAUUUGUGUCUUUGGGGUGUCUGCCGGCCAAUGUUUCGGCAAUCAGCAGUCCUUGUUGCUGCAAUUGAAGAACAACCUCACAUUCGAUCCUGCUAUGUCCACAAAACUUGCUCGGUGGAAUCAAAGUGCUGAUUGUUGUUCUUGGGAAGGCGUAACCUGCUACGAGGGGCGUAUUAUUGGUCUCGACCUGGCUGAUGAAUACAUCACGGGUGGACUCAACAAUUCAAGCAGCCUCUUCAGUCUUCAGCAUCUCCAGAGCCUCAGUUUGGCUUGUAACGAUUUCAGCAAGUAUCAUGAGAUUCCAUCAGAGUUUGACAAGCUUGCGAAUUUGAGUUAUUUGAAUCUAUCAAAUGCUGGCUUUGAAGGGCAGAUUCCUAUUGCGAUUUCACGCUUAACAAGGUUGGUUACUCUUGAUUUAUCUUACAAUAACCUUAAUCUUGAGGAUCCAAAUUUAAAUAUGCUCAUUCAGAACCUUUCGGGGCUUAUGGAACUUCAUCUUGAUGAUGUACUUAUGUCUGAGCAAGGCAAUGAAUGGUGUCAGGCCUUAUCAUCUUCACUCCCAAAUCUGAGAGUGUUGAGCUUGUCAGUCUGCAAUCUUUCAGGCCCUAUUGAUUCCUCCUUGCGGAAUCUUAAGUCCCUCUCAAUUAUUCGUUUGAAUGGUAAUGACUUUUCUGCUCCAGUUCCAGAUUUUUUUGCAGAUUUCAAAAAUUUGACAUCCUUACAUUUAUCUGCUAGUUCUUUGCCAGAAUUUCCUCCUAAUGGAUCUCUUCGAACCAUGCUGCUUAGCAAAACAAAAUUUUCCGGGACAUUACCACCUUCUAUUGGUAACCUGAAAAUGUUGUCAACAAUACAUCUUCGGAGAUGCAAUUUCAUUGGAUCAAUUCCAAAUUCAAUGGCAAACCUCACACAAUUAGUCUCUUUGGACAUGUCAUACAAUAGUUUCAAUGGAUCAAUUCCACUUUUCAGCACGACCAAGAAUGUGAGGAUUCUUGACUUGAGUGAGAAUUCACUAAGUGGCCAGAUUCCAAUUUGUCUAUUUUCUCUUCCAUCGUUGCGGAAAUUACAGCUUUCCAACAACCAAUUUUCUGGUCAAAUCAACGAAUUUUCCAACAUUUCUUCUCACCUGCUGGAAACGCUUGAUUUGAGUAGCAACAAUUUGGGAGGGCCAAUACCCAUAUUUAUCUUGGAACUUCAAGGUCUUAAAACCCUCUCACUUUCUUCAAACCACUUUAACAGCUCCUUGCAGCUUGGUGUCAUUCAGCAGCUAAAAAAUCUUGUUCAUGUUGAUCUUUCACACAACAAGUUGAAAACAUUUCCUGAUUUCUUGAGAAACCAAUCUAGUUUAAUAUGUCUAGACCUUUCAGACAACCAAAUCUAUGGAGAGAUACCCAAUUGGGUCUGGAAACUUCAUUAUCUUUAUGACCUAGAUCUCUCUUAUAAUUUUUUGGUAACUUUGGAAGGACCCAUCCUCAAUCUUUCUCUUUAUAGCCUAAACCUUCACUUCAAUCAGCUCCAAGGGCAACUCCCAGUUAUUUCAUAUGUCUUUAACUUGGAUUUCUCGAGCAAUAAUUUCCAUUCCUUUGUACCAGUAAGCUUCAGUCAAUCCCUUGCUUCCACUACACUCUUGUCUCUUUCUAGUAAUAAAUUCAAUGGGAGCAUCCCUAGAUCAAUAUGCAAUGUUACAAAUCUUGAAGUUCUAGAUCUAUCUAAUAAUUCUUUCAGUGGCACAAUUCCCCAAUGCUUGAUUGAGAGGACUGAUACACUUACGGUGCUGAAUCUAAUGAUAAACAACCUCAAUGGCACAAUUCCUGAUGCAUUUCCGAAUUAUUGUGGUUUACACACUUUAGCUCUCAAUAAGAACCAACUAGAAGGAGGGUUACCAAAAUCUUUGGCCAACUGCAUCUGGUUGGAGGUCUUGGAUAUUGGGAACAACCAUAUCGAGAGCACCUUCCCAUUUUACUUGAAGAACACAUCUAUGUUGAAGAUUCUUGUUUUGCGAUCUAAUAAAUUUUAUGGGCCCAUUGCUCAUUUAAACCCUAAUGCUACUUGGCCACUACUUCAAAUUGUAGAUAUAGCUUUAAACAAUUUUACUGGUAGGCUUCCGAUAAUUCCCCAGUCUAAUUGGAUGGCAAUGAUGGACCAUGAGGAUAAGGAGGGCCAAUCACAAUUGGAUGAAAUGGUAGAGACAAUCAUCGUUGGUUAUCAAGAUACAGUUACAAUUACUAUCAAAGGCUCACCAUUGAAGUUGGUGGAUAUCCAAAUUAUCUUCACCACCCUUGACUUUUCUUGCAACAAUUUUCAUGGUCCUAUACCUGAAGAAAUUGGAGAACUCACAUUGCUAUAUAUUCUCAACAUGUCGCAUAAUACUUUGACGGGUCAAAUUCCACCAUCUUUAGGAAAAUUGAGUAAUCUUGAAUCACUAGACCUAUCAAGCAACAAGCUUUCUGGUAAGAUUCAUGUGCAACUUGCCGAUGGUCUUAUUUUCCUAUCAGUUCUCAACCUUUCAUUCAAUCAAUUUGUGGGGCAAAUUCCAUUCAUCAAGCAGUUUGGUACAUUUUCGGAAAAUUCCUUUAAAGGAAACAAAGGAUUAUGUGGUUUGCCUUUGAAAUCAAAAUGCAUAUAUGAGGAGCCACGAUUAUCGCCUCCAACAAAUGAAGAAUCUCAUUUGAAUUCUAGGAUUGUGAUUGAGUGGAAUUACAUAAGUGCUGAACUGGGAUUUGUUUUUGGCUUUGGAAUUGUAAUUGGGCCCCUUAUGUUUUGGAAGAGAUGGAGAAUAUGGUACUCCAAACAUGUUGAUGACAUUCUUUUCAAGAUCUUCCCUCAACUGUAUCUCAGAAAUGAACAUCAUCGAAGAUGA
Corylus avellana is the source of this 2883-nucleotide messenger RNA. The record is from RefSeq and is a predicted model, not a curated record. NCBI's taxonomy places the organism in Eukaryota, Viridiplantae, Streptophyta, Magnoliopsida, Fagales, Betulaceae.